CAGUCCAUGUGCAUAUAUACUGAUGAAUUUAAUUUAUUAUUAAUGUAUUUCUCAAAGUUUAUAUAAACAUAUAAUUGCUGAAUAUUUUUAUCAUAACUAUUUUAGUUUUAUCUAAGGAGUAUAAAAGUAAUGACAUUACUUUUCUAUUACAUAAAAUCAUUCUGAAUAUAUAGGCUAAGACAUUAGACCUCGUGGUUUAUCAUUGAGAUGAUUUACUCCAAUUUCGAUCUAAAACAUAAACGUUUUUAUUAACGUUAAAAUUCAAUUUUUUAUUGCUUUAUAUUGAUAAAUAAAAAGAAUAAACAUGUUGAGUUUUAGUGCUGUGGUCACUAGGAAUAAUCAUCUAUACAAUAGUGCCCUUAGCUAUAAGUUCAGAGAUAAAUAUUCUUAUCAACGUUUUUCUGUGAUCGUAAAUAAUUUAACAAGACGACAUAUUGCUUAUCAAAACAAUCAUACUAGAAAAGUAACACUCAUCAAUAAUGAAGGUAAAUUGCUUAGAAGAAUUCACACAAGUUCAUCUUUAAAUUGUCUAUCACCUUUUGGUGAGAAUGGAAAGUUAUCACAAUUAUUAACCAGUCAGCAACCAAAUGCAAGUGCUAAAGAUUUAUUCGAGCAAUCGAAUUCUUCGAAAAACAAUGAUGAUAUUGAAAAGAAUGAUUAUAAUACAGAUCGGUCGAUUGUAGUUGAUAGAUUGAAUCAUUCUCAUGAGUAUCGUCAUGAAAAACGAGAGAAAUACAGUUUAAAGGAUAUUGAGAAAAUGUAUCACAAUCCAGUAUCAAAACUAAAUGAAAUUUAUCAACUUGUCAAUACGGAAUUAGAAAAAAUAGUCCUCAAUGUCGAAUUUCAUCAUUUAAUAUUGGAGAAAAAUGAUAAUAAAUGGAAGUGUACAAUCCGUGUUUCAUGGCCGACAGAAUCUUCUUUUUCGGCUAUUUCCAAUAACAAAAGUAGUGCAAGAAAUCAAGCAUCAUUGAAAUGUCUACAUUGGCUUGAAAAUCUAAAGAAAGUGCAUCACGGUAAACCAGUUCUAUACACAAAAGCAGAUAUAAUAAAAUUAUCAAAAACUCCAACUCGAAUAUCAAUACAUCCAGAAACUUUAUUUGAAGCUAAAUUAAUUGCUGAUAAAUAUGAAGAAAACUUGAAAUCCUUAGUUGAAACUUCUUUAGAUGAAAUUGAAGAUGAUAUGUUUAGAUUCCAAAAGUAUCAAGACGAUACAUUAGCUGAUCCAGUUGGUAGAGCAAAUCCUGGGGCUAGAUUACCGGAAAAAAUAAAAGAAAGAAAUCUUGUACUUCAGUUACGAUAUGAAAGCCGAAUGAUGACUGAUGGUUAUGCUGAUUUACCAAUAAAAAAUUUCAGGGAGAAAAUACUUACAGAAUUAUCAAAUAAUCAAGUUAUUUUAAUUAAAGGUGAUACUGGAUGUGGAAAAACCACUCAAGUACCUCAGUAUAUAAUGGAUGAGUUUGCCAUGAACAAUGCCGCUACUGAUUGUAAUAUAAUUGUUACACAACCGCGCAGAAUAUCUGCUAUUUCACUGGCAGAACGUGUUGCCGAGGAAAGACAAGAGCAAGUAGGCGAUGUAGUUGGUUAUCAAGUAAGACUAGAUCAAGUAUUACCAUCGACUCCAGGUGGAAUUUUAUAUUGUACAUCAGGCAUUCUUUUACGUAAAUUAAUAUUCAAUCCAACAUUAAAAAAUUGUUCACAUCUAAUUAUUGAUGAAGCUCAUGAAAGAACUAUCAAUAUUGACAUGAUUUUGGGACUUGUAAAACGAGCAAUGAAAAAAAAUCCAGCUUUAAAAGUUAUUGUCAUGUCAGCGACAUUAAAUGCUGAAUUAUUUGAAAAUUAUUACAAUUGCAAAGUAAUUGAAGUACCAGGUAAUGUCUAUCCAGUAGAAAUGAAUUUUUUAAGUCAAAUUGAUCGACUUGGCUUACGAGCACCGAGCCAAUAUGAUUUAACUUUUCAAGAUGUUCUACAAACAAAAGAUGUACCUAUACCAGAUAUAUGCAAAAUGGGUGAGUUAAUUUCAUGGAUUGUUAAAAAUAAACCACCAGGUGGAAUAUUAUGUUUCUUACCUGGAUGGUCUGAGAUAACAUUUUUAAAAAAAUACUUGGAAGAAUUUGCUUUAUUACCGCAUAAUGAAAUUGCCAUAUUUGUAAUACAUUCAAGAAUAUCACCUUAUGAGCAAAGAAAAAUAUUUUUAAAAUUACCAGAAAAUAAGAGAAAAAUUGUAUUAGCUACAGAUAUUGCAGAAACGGGAAUAACAGUGUCUGAUAUUGUUUAUGUGAUAGACUCAUGUAUCCAUAAACAAAAAAAGUGGAUAGAAGAUCGAGGAGUUUUGACUAUCAAUAACACUUGGGUAUCUAAAGCUAAUAUACAACAAAGAAAAGGUCGUGCUGGUCGAGUUAAACCAGGUGUUAGUUAUCAUAUGAUAAGUUCAGAACAUUAUGAUCAAUUGGAACCGUUUCCCUUACCAGAAAUAAAACGAACGUCACUCGAAAAAACAGUUUUAGACAUUAAAACUUAUAGUGAUGAAAAAAUAAUGGAUUUUAUACAAUCAAUGCCAGAACCACCAUCUGCUUUUGCAGUAAAACGAGCUAUUGAAGAUCUCAUCAAAAUUGGAGCAGUUGAUAAUAAUGAAAAUUUAACUGCCUUAGGUAAAAGAAUAGCAUUUUUUUCAAGCGAUCCAAAAAUAAGUAAAGCCAUGGUCUAUUCUACUAUCUUUCAAUGUGUGUCUCCAAUGUUAACAAUAGCAGCUAUAGCUUCAUCAGAUCAUGAUUUGUUUACCAAAGCGUUAUUCAAUAAAGAAGCUAUUAGGCGAGUCAAGAAGAAGUAUCAUCCAUCAAGUGACCAGGUUGCAAUGGCGUGGCUAUUGAAAGAAUGGAAUAAAUACUUUGUAAAGAGUAAAGAUACAACGAGAGAUUUUUGUAGAAAGAAUAAUCUUUAUCAUGAGAGAAUGUAUACAAUACAUAGAGUACGAGAACUUCAAGCUGAUUAUUUAACAAUUGUUCGAAUGUUACCUUAUAAAGAUAUGUUUGAUGAUAUGGAUGCUAGUGUUAAUGAAUAUUCACAACUAGAUGAACUCGUUAAAGGCGUUCUUUUAUCUGGAUUAAACAAUGUUCUGUAUCGUAGAAAUUUUGAUUUCCGAAAAGGUAUACUUAAGAAAGGAACUUCUGUCUUCGUCAUGAAUGAUAAUAGUCAUGCUAUAAUUGCUCCUGAAAGUGUUAAUUUUAAAAGAAAAAACUUUCCAAGUCCUUAUUUACUAUUUGAUCAUCGAACACAUUUUUCAGAAAGAAGGACAACAUUAGUUCGCAACAGCAGCAUCAUUUCACCUUUAACAUCAUUUUUAUUCUGUCAAAAUCGAAUAUUAGGACGUUUACAGAGUGAUGGAGAUGAUGAUGAUAAUAACAAUAACAAUAAAAAAUCAGUCAUAUUUACUGUUGAAGAUAACAAAAAUAUGAAUUUUAUUUGUGAUAAGGAAACCGCUGAUGUAUUAGUUAAUUUCCGCGAAGCAAUGUGGGGUGUGGUUCGUUAUAUGGUGACCACCUUUGGCUUAACGCAUCGUGAAAAAACAGAAGUUUUUGAACAAGUCAAUGCUUAUAGAACAGAAAUGCUUCAAGUAUUAGCCAAAAUGUUAAAUGAAGCAGCUGUAAACAUUGAUCGACCAGAAGAUGACAACAAAAGAGAGGACGAUAAUUAGAAAAAGACUUAGAAGAUAACAAAGAAAAUGUAAAAUUUGAAAUAUAUUUAUCGUACAAAUACAUUUUUAUGCAUUACUAUUUGUAAAAAUUUGUUUGUUGUUUUAUAAAUAAACUUCAUUGUGAAAA
Messenger RNA from Chelonus insularis, 3818 nucleotides. Its product is annotated as ATP-dependent RNA helicase DHX30-like. NCBI's taxonomy places the organism in Eukaryota, Metazoa, Arthropoda, Insecta, Hymenoptera, Braconidae. Gene Ontology annotation, molecular function: ATP binding; RNA binding; helicase activity. The coding region runs from base 305 to 3691 and encodes 1128 amino acids. The transcript is spliced from 3 exons. Gene Ontology annotation, cellular component: nucleus; intracellular anatomical structure. The record is from RefSeq and is a predicted model, not a curated record.